Messenger RNA from Xiphophorus maculatus (southern platyfish), 3218 nucleotides. RefSeq names its product L-threonine 3-dehydrogenase, mitochondrial-like (gene tdh2). The transcript is spliced from 9 exons. Gene Ontology annotation, molecular function: L-threonine 3-dehydrogenase activity. The coding region runs from base 1594 to 2730 and encodes 378 amino acids. The record is from RefSeq and is a predicted model, not a curated record. Gene Ontology annotation, biological process: L-threonine catabolic process. Lineage: Eukaryota; Metazoa; Chordata; Actinopteri; Cyprinodontiformes; Poeciliidae.
CUUCACAUAAUGGGUUUUUAGUGUUUUAAGACUUGAGAUUUGAGUGUUUUCCUUUAGCAGCUCAUGACUAGCUUAACUACUACAAGAUAGUUAUUACAUUAAAAUAUCUCUUUCAUGCAUUGUGGUCCCUCGAGUGGACAGCUAUUUCCAUAUGUAUAUGUGUGGGUGAUGGUAAAUUUGCAUAUAAACAAUUUAAUUGGACUCUAGCGUGUUGUUCCAUACUCGGCAUCGACUGCUGAGCCUGUGUGGGUUUAUCUCUAAAAAUAUAUGUAACACAAAUUAACAACAAAUGAGUAAAUAUUAAUUGUUAGGGUUUGACCCUAUGUUGGGAUUACAUUUUAAUUAAUCAUCUUCAUGUUAAUGUGCAUAUUAUUCAUUGCUGGCAAUAUUGCAUGUAAAACUUUAGCAAUUGUUGUGACAAUAAUGGUCUUGAACAGAUAUUAGCAGUGCUAAUUGUUCUGCAACAGUUAGAACAUGUUUAGUGCCAACUUAAUCAUGGCACUAAACAUGUUUUAUUUAUAUGACUUAAAUGCUCAGUAACAUUGAAAUUAAUGUUAUAUGUCAGACUGUAAAAUAACCUAGAAGUGGGGUUGUGAAGCUAAUAUUCAGUUCAAAUGAGGAUAAUAAUUGUGAUGGAGAACAUCAAUGUCUCAAAAAGAACGCUGAUGUUCCUGAAGUAGCUAAGGAUUUUGAUUAAGCUCAGGAUAUACGAGCUCUAAGACAUAAGAAGGUAAACUAUCAGAAGCUCAGUGUGUUUCAGUGCUUUAGUGAUGUUUUUUUUUGUUCUUUAUUUGUGUACGCAGUUUAUACAUGACUUUCAUUUCCUGUUUAUUCAGUUUCGUGUGCAAUAUUUGGGUUGUUCUUGAAGAAAUGUUAAUUUUAAAAAACACAGUUCAACAAGGGAAAGGAAGAAGAGCUGAAUUAAAAGUAACAACAGUAGAACAUAAGAAAUGUGGUGAUUUGUAAUAUUUUAGAGUUCUUCUACACCUUAAUAAAACUUUUCUAAAUUCAUGUUAUGAACUUAGGUGAACAUGAAGAGCCAGUUGGAAACACGCAUAAUAAAUAAUAAUACAUUUAUUGCACUUUUCUUAAAGACAAAUAUAAAAAUAGGGGGAGAAACGUAAGUGAGGUUAUCACAGUUCAUUCAUAAAAAUGAUAUAUAACCACACACAUUACAUAGUAGAAGGAUAUAUGAGAGACACACCUCGCAGUCCUGUUAAGCUCAGCUAAACAGUCUUCACAAUGCAAAUCCCUGUGCGCAGCAAGUCAGCAUGUUUGUCCACACGGAGCUGUGCAGGCUGGAGACUGUAGUCCAGUGCAGUCGGGAGGCACAGGCCGCUAUGAUUACACAAAGGUAGGCCAGAACCACAUCGCCCAGCAUGUCUCUCCACACCUGCAUGUUUACCUAGUGGUUACUAGGAGAUUUAAAAAUGAAAUUCUAGAACACACAAAUGCAGUCUUGCAAUCUUUCGAUUUCUAGUUUUGUUGUGAGGAACUGUUGUGGAUUUACCAAGUUGCAUCAGCUGAUUUUGAAAUCAAAAGUCACCUGUCGGGGAUUUCUGAGUUUAUCUGCAUAGAGGACUGCUACUGGACAUGCAGCCUGGCCUUCAGGUAUGUAUGCCCACCACUGCGUUGCUGGGCCUGCUGUGCCGAGGCUGCCUCAGCAGGGCACAGAAUCGACCCAGUCGCAGCUUCAGCUCUUGGCCUAGAAAGAUGACUAGGUGGAACAGUCAGGAGUCCUGCAAUGCUGAUACACCUCAGGAAAACCCACGUGUGCUCAUCACAGGUGGUUUGGGGCAACUGGGAGUGGGGCUUGCUCAAAUGCUUAGGAACCAGUAUGGGCCAGAGAGAGUGAUCUUGUCUGACAUCAAGAAGCCCCCUUCUCAUGUUUACACCAGUGGGCCAUUUGUGUAUGCCGAUGUGCUGGACUACAAGCACCUCAGAGAACUGAUCAUAAAUAAUCGCGUUACUUGGCUGGUUCACUACAGCGCUUUGCUUAGCGCUGUGGGUGAGGCUAACGUAGCGUUAGCACGAAAAAUUAACAUCACAGGUCUACACAACGUUCUGGAUCUGGCCUUGGAGAACUGCCUUCGCCUCUUCGUCCCCAGUACCAUUGGGGCAUUCGGUCCUUCUUCUCCCCGUGACCCCGCCCCUGACCUCUGUGUACAGCGUCCUAGAACCAUCUAUGGUGUCUCUAAAGUGCAUGGCGAACUGAUGGGGGAGUAUCUCCAUCAUAAAUAUGGCUUGGACUUUCGCUGCCUGCGUUACCCUGGUGUGAUAUCAGUCAACACUCCUCCUGGUGGAGGAACAACAGACUAUGCAGUUCAGAUCUUCCAUGAUGCUCUCAGCACAGGUCACCAUGAGUGCUACUUGCGACCUGACACCCGUCUUCCCAUGAUGCAUAUCUCUGACUGCCACCGGGCCACGGUAGAGUUUAUGCAAACUCCAGAGUGCCAGCUGUCUCUGCGCACUUACAACAUAGCCGCCAUGAGCUUCACACCGGAGGAGGUGGCCCAAGAAAUUCGCAAGCAUCUCCCACACCUUAAGGUCACCUACAAUCCAGACUCAGUGCGCCAAACAAUUGCUGACAGCUGGCCUGUGAGAUUUGACGACUCCAACGCCAGGAGGGAUUGGGGCUGGGCACCAGCCUUCGGGCUCGAGGAGCUGGUGAAAGACAUGCUGCGCUGCGUCAGAGACAAGAGGACCAGAGAGGGAUUUCCUGUCAGCUAGCAGUUCCUUUUUGGCAGCUGAUAGACAAAUACUUCACCACUGGCUUUUUCAACCUGCAUUUAUCAACAACUUUCUUUUACUUCACUGCGACAGAGCAUCAGUGAACUCUUUUAAUCAGAACCUUUUAGUUUAUAGUGAAACUUGCUCAGUCUACUUCAGGAAAUCAUACACUGUUGAAGCUUUUUCACAUUUGUUUUUUGUCUUGUCAUAAGCAUCACUUUACACAUCAGAAAGUUGCAUAAAUUACAGAAAAAAACCACACAUUGCUAUUUUUAAGGAACAGAGAUCUCUAAAUGUUACGUUUCCCGCAUGCAACAACAUAAUAUUCUAUUACAGUAUAUUUUUUUACAAUAGACCAGAGGCAACCUUUAGAUUUACAAAACUGUUGUUUGCCAGAAUAUUCUGGUAUGGCCGCUCACCUAACUCUGGACUGCUUACCACAUUGUUCAUUCUGGCUGCCUUUAAAACACUCUUUUAUGAUAUCAAAA